AUGGACGGGCCUAGUGAGGAAAACUUUGGAAGGGCCUGGCGGGCUGCAGGGACCAUGACCGCAGCAGCCAUUGCCAGCCUGCUAGCCUCGGUGGGGCAAGUAAUUGCUGAGCACGAUGGAAAGUUCCCCUGUCUUCUGCAGGCACAGACAGCUCUGCGGGCAUUUGCAGCCGUGGCAUUGUCGCGAACAGCAUACGAGGUAGUUUGCCGGAUACCUUGGCGGUCCAUCGGGCGUCGCCCCUUGCAAGACACGAGCCGGAAGCUAGAAAUCCAGCUGCAAACAGCGACAGAGGAGUUGAGCAUCGUCAAAUCGGAAGUGGAGUCCUUGACGAUGGAAAAGCAGCACCUCGAGGCUCGGAUGCAGCGUUCCGAGGCAUCUCGCGAGCAAUUGCGUGGGAGCUUUGCAUCGGUUCUGUCUCGCCUGGAGCGGUCCGAAAGAGAUGAGUCGCAACUGCGGCAGGAGAUCCUUCGCAUUAUGACACUUGCCGCCUCAGGACCACAGCCACAGAGCUACGAUGCCCAGACUUUGCUUCCGGGUCUACAGGGCUCCACAGAGAUUCCCGCAGACUUCACCUUUGCGCCAAGCACACCCUCUUCGACAAGGUCAAGCCGGAAGCGCAAGACAGACCAGCGAUGCGUGUCCAGCACUCGUUUUGCCGAUUCUUCACUGGCCAGGACGGGCGAUGCCAUCAGCGAAUCCUCCUUCGAGGAUGAGCGAGAAGAGGGAAAUGAAACGCCACCGGAGUCCGAGGAAACCGCAACACCAGACGCCGCCACACGAGACCGCGGAAGUGAUAGUCCCCAAAAGCAAUCUCAUCGUGACAACCGCGCCUCCAUGAAGCCUCGCCAGUUGGAGCAUCAGACCGGAGAGGCCGAAGCCUUCGUGGCAGAGGCAGCCGAGGCAGCCAGCGCGAGCGCGGGGUCUGCCGGAUCUGCUCCCACAGAGGUGGACGAUGCGCAGCUUUUCGAAGUGCACCUCAACUGUUCUCGGGAAACCCGAGUCGGUUUAGUCCUUGACAACUCGGACGAGCAGGUAUGCCUUGUGAAGUCCAUCUCCGACGGGCUGGUGAAGGAGUGGAACGAGACCAGCAAGAAGUUUGCUGUGAAGCCUAGACACCGACUGCUUUUCGUCGAUGGGAGGCCAGGGAGCAGCACGGAGUUCAUGGCUGAGCUGAUGACUCGCUCAACUGCAGUCAAUCUGACCUUUGAACGGCCGCUGGUGUUGCGCAUUGCCCUUCGAAAGUCAGAGGAUGAGCCACUGGGGCUUGUGCUGCGCCCGACAGAAAGUGAUGCGAUGAUCGUGGAGGUGCAACCCGGCCUAAUACGCACCUGGAACAAGGCGGCCUCGCCGACGACGACGGUGAAGAAGUCCGACCGCAUCGUUGCUGUGAAUGGCAGCUCCGGGUCAGGGCAAGACCUCAUGAAGAUCAUCGAGACCGAUGACGUGUUGGACCUUCGAGUCUUUUCAUGGCAGGCAUAUCUUGAUCUGGGUCUCAGCUGA
Molecule: messenger RNA, 1500 nt
Organism: Symbiodinium sp. CCMP2456
Lineage: Eukaryota; Dinophyceae; Suessiales; Symbiodiniaceae
Source: the annotation of a GenBank genome assembly